Messenger RNA from Hermetia illucens (black soldier fly), 467 nucleotides. Its product is annotated as endocuticle structural protein SgAbd-6-like. Lineage: Eukaryota; Metazoa; Arthropoda; Insecta; Diptera; Stratiomyidae. Gene Ontology annotation, molecular function: structural constituent of chitin-based larval cuticle. The record is from RefSeq and is a predicted model, not a curated record. The transcript has 2 exons. Gene Ontology annotation, cellular component: chitin-based extracellular matrix. Bases 87 to 404 code for a protein of 105 amino acids.
UUCUCAUUACCAUAAUUCGAUUGUUUGAUACUUACGUGCACACGCGAUCUACCUCUGAAGAUCUUUUUUCGGAUUUUUUAUUCAUCAUGAAAUUCCUUAUUGCCUUCUUCGUUUUCGGUGUGGUUGCUGUUAUCGCCGCCCCAGUUGACGACUCACGAAAUGCCCAAAUUCUUCGAUACGAGAACGAGAAUAUCGGGGUUGAUGGAUACAAAUUCGCAUACGAAACCAGCGACGGAGUCUCACGAUCUGAGGAAGCACAACUGAAAAAUGUUGGAACCGAGAAUGAAGCCUUAGUCGUCCGAGGAACAAUUACAUGGAUAGCUGCUGAUGGACAGUCUUACACAUUGAACUACAUUGCAGAUGAAAAUGGGUUCCAACCCCAAGGUGCUCACUUGCCAGCUUAGUUCUAUUGUUUUAUAAUAUUGUUUUCUACUGAAAUAAAAAAAAAUGUGAUCAAAGUACAUAUA